AUGAAGAUGAAUAAUAAUAGCAGAUUUUCCAGUUUCAUUGGCAUACAACACAUGUUUUUCUUUGAAGUCAGCAUUGGGAUCAUGGCUAACACUGUCCUGCUUCUCUUUCAUGUCCUCACAUUCCUUCUGGAGCACAGGCCCAAGCCCACCGAUCUGACCAUUGGUCACUUGUCUCUUAUUCACAUAGUGAUGCUCCUAACUAUGGGCUUCAUAGCUAUAGACAUUUUCAGGUAUAAAGAUUUGGGAAAUGAUAUCAUGUGUAAAUCUGUUAUCUAUUUGCACAGGUUGAUGCGGGGCCUCUCUGUCUGUACCACCUGCCUGUUGAGUAUCCACCAGGCCAUCACCCUCAGCCCCAGAAGGUCCUGUUUGGCAAAGUUCAAACAGAAAUCCCUGCAUCAGAACCUGUGCUUUCUCUUUUUAUGGGUCUUCAACAUGCUCAUCAGUGGAUGUUUUUUAAACUUCACUGUUGCCAUUCCAAAUGUGACCUCACAUAAUUUUAUGUUUGUCACUCGAUCUUGCUCCCUUUUGCCCAUUAGAUCCUUCCUUAAGUACAUAUCUUUGUCACUGAUGACUUUCCAGCACAUGUCCUUUAUAAGACUCAUGGCACUCUCAAGUGGGUACAUGGUGAUUCUCUUGUGCAGGCAUAAAAGGCAGUCUCAGCAUCUUCACAGCACCAGCCAUUCUCCAAAAGCAUCUGCAGAACAAAGGGCUACCUGGACUAUUUUGUUGCUCAUGAGUUUUUUUACUGUCAUGUAUAUUUUGGACUGCGUUAUUGAGUCCAUCUCCACACUAUUGUGGAAUCAUGACCCAGUUCAUCAUUGUGUCCACAUGCUGGUUGGCAAUGGCUAUGCCACACUCAGUCCUUUGGUGCUCAUCAGCACUGAAAGAUGA
This is a messenger RNA of Heterocephalus glaber (naked mole-rat), 891 nucleotides long. RefSeq names its product vomeronasal type-1 receptor 90-like. Gene Ontology annotation, molecular function: pheromone receptor activity. Gene Ontology annotation, biological process: G protein-coupled receptor signaling pathway. Gene Ontology annotation, cellular component: membrane. The record is from RefSeq and is a predicted model, not a curated record. NCBI's taxonomy places the organism in Eukaryota, Metazoa, Chordata, Mammalia, Rodentia, Bathyergidae.